Acanthopagrus latus (yellowfin seabream) is the source of this 1839-nucleotide messenger RNA. RefSeq lists its product as uncharacterized. Lineage: Eukaryota; Metazoa; Chordata; Actinopteri; Spariformes; Sparidae. Bases 894 to 1829 code for a protein of 311 amino acids. The record is from RefSeq and is a predicted model, not a curated record. The transcript has 3 exons. Gene Ontology annotation, molecular function: nucleic acid binding.
UUUCAGUGACUAACAAGCGUUUGUCCAAUCAGUUAACACAUUUUCGAAGCUCUAAACACAAUUAGCACAGCAUCGGACUUCUGUGGCCAUACCAUUCACACAUUUCAUGUCGUUUUCACACAAUAUGCAGUCAGUGAACACAUUUCCACAAUGCUUACAUUUUCUUAAGAGACACGCGAUACCUCCCAACAAAAUUAUGGAUUGUUUUUGUAUUAUUUACAAAUGUUAACACACAACAUGCCACAAUAGCAAAAACAAUACUCCAAACCUUAGAUACAGUAUAAAAUCCUCUACUUCUGCACUGAUAUAAGUUCAAAAACAAUAUAUCUCAGCUGAUAAUGAACUAGCAAUUGAAUAAUUGACACACAGCUGAUUUAUGUGGGGUAAAUUGGGCCAACUACAGCUGAUUCCAAUGAUUUCAGCUGCAUUGAUAACUAUAAAAGGAGGACUUUGAGGAGUGAUUUCUCUUGGAAGCAGUAAAAAGAAAAACAUUGUAAUGUCUGGACGAGGAAGAGUACGAAGGAGAGGUGCAGGUGUAGUGAGAGGUGUAGUGAGGGGGGCAGGUGUAGGAGCAGGCCCAAGGAGAGGGCAAGGUAGGGGUAUAAGAAUGCGUGGUGGUGGCAUUCCAAGGGCUACAAGAACGGUAGUCAGUGAUGAAAUUCGUGCCACUAUCAUUGACCAUGUCAUCAACCAUGGUCUUUCACUAAGAGAGGCUGGUGAAAGAGUGCAGCCCAAUGUGAGGCGGUCAACAGUUGCCUCCAUUGUACGCAUUUUUCGACAAACCAACAGGUAUGUAUUGCAUUUUACAUGGAUUAUUUGUAUUCUCACUUGACAUGUCAAUACAGUAAGGCCAUACAGAAACGCUAACAUAGAAUUUUUUGUCCCUCUAAAGGAUGCAACGUCUUCCUCCCUCUGGGGGAAGAGGAAAGCUCCUCAAUAAUGAUCAAGAGCUUGCCAUUGUGGAAAUGGUAGUUGCAAAUAAUGCAAUAAAACUCCAUGAACUGCAAACUCGGAUUGUAGAAGACAAUGACAUGUUUGAAAAUGUUGACAGUAUCAGCCUCACAACAAUUGCACGGACAUUAUCCAAACACAGAGUGCGGAUGAAGCAGCUCUACACUGUUCCCUUUGAGAGGAAUAGUGAAAGAGUCAAAGAGCUACGGCAACAAUACAUCCAGAGAGUUAUGGAAUUGGAGGCCAACCAGGCACCUCAUGAGUUCAUCUACCUUGAUGAGGUGGGAUUCAAUCUGGCCAAAAGGCGUCGUCGUGGACGAAAUGUUAUUGGACAAAGGGCCACAGCUGAUGUGCCAGGACAGAGAGGGGCAAACAUAACAAUGUGUGCGGCGAUUUCAAACGCAGGAUUGCUGCUUCACAGAUGUCAGGUUGGACCCUACAAUACAGAGCGCCUCCUUGCCUUUCUUGAUGAUCUCCACCAUCACCUCAUCCCACAGCAGAAUCAAGAAGGUGAAAACAUGAGGACCUUUGUGAUCAUCUGGGACAAUGUGGCAUUCCAUCAUUCCCAAGCAAUUACAGCAUGGUUUGAAGCCCACCCAAGACUAGUGCGUCUGUUCCUUCCACCCUAUUCACCUUUCCUCAACCCCAUAGAGGAGUUCUUUUCUGCUUGGAGGUGGAAGGUUUAUGACCAUCAGCCACAUGACCAGAUGUCCCUCCUUGAAGCCAUGGAUGCUGGCUGCAGGGAAAUCACAGCUGAUAACUGCCAAGGGUGGAUCCGUCAUACUAAACGCUUUUAUCCCAGGUGCAUUGCCUUGGAUAAUAUCAGAUGCGAUGUUGAUGAAAACAUGUGGCCUAACCCUGAAGACCGCAGAGAUUAGAUAAUUACUU